Messenger RNA from Oryza sativa Japonica Group (Japanese rice), 1249 nucleotides. RefSeq lists its product as uncharacterized. The record is from RefSeq and is a predicted model, not a curated record. Lineage: Eukaryota; Viridiplantae; Streptophyta; Magnoliopsida; Poales; Poaceae.
AACAACGCUCGUACUGUAAGCAGUUUCCCACCAAUUGGGCCUCGAAAGUUUCCGUGUGGCCCAUCGUCCCCGGCGCGGCCGCGGCCCAACUCCUUCGCGUGGAGGCGGCGACCGCUUCAGCCUCAAAGUCUCGAACCCCUCCGCCGCCGCCGCCUGGCUGCUCGGCCGCUCCUCCGCUUGCUCUCCCUUGCUUCCGAGGGCUCCGCCGCACGGGGUCGUCGCGGCUAGAGGGUGGGCUCGCCGUCGAGGAAGGCGGGGGUGUCUGGCUCAUCGAGAACAGUGCCGAGGGGAAUCCGGGUUGCGGGGGCGAUGGCCAUGGCCGCGGCGGAGGCGCGGGUGCGGCAGGAGAAGGUGAAGAAGUUCGAGGACUUCGUCGACCGGAGACUGAAGCCGGACCUUGUGAACACCAUCGCGCAGCGGGACAAGGUGUUCCAGCAGCAGAAGACCUUCUUGGACUUGAAAAGGAACAUCGAAAAUUUGGAGAAGAAUGGAGUCACCAGUAUGCGAUCCAUGGUCAAUCUUGGCUCUGAGGUGUACGCCCAGGCAGAAGUGCCAGAUACAAGACACAUUUUUGUGGAUAUUGGUCUAGGUUUCCAUGUGGAAUUUACUUGGCAGGAAGCUUUGCAGUUUAUAUCUGUAAGAGAAUCAAGGUUGGCAAGACAGAUAGAUGAGUACACUCAUCUCAUCGCAAGCAUAAAAGCGCAGAUCAAGUUGGUAUGUGAAGGUAUCCGCGAACUACUCGAGCUACCAGCAGAGUAAAGGUGAAAGUUGGCAAUGCAAUCGUAUGGGGGUGCUUGGUAGAAUGACUUGUGCUUUUGCUUUUCUCACGAAGGCAUGGUCGCCCAUCUUCGAACAUGAAAGAUUUUACAUGUACUGUUGUGCAAAAGAUGGUUUCAUACACUCAUCCCUGUAAUAACAUUCAUCUAAUCAGAUUAACUACAGUAGAAUUUCGCUAUGUGAAAUCAACGCAAACACUGUGAAAACUUGUUGGUUGAUGCAACUUCUGAUCUUCCCUAGAUUCCCAAGUCAUAGUGUACAUGGCAUGCCUUGGAAGCUCAUGGCAUGUUCCAUUUUGUCAUUAGAUUAGAACAAUGAAAGGAAGUUAGGAACAUGCCAUUUUGCAUAUAGAUGUGUCAGUCAAGACAGCAGAGCAAGGAAAGUAUAUAUUGGGCUAUUGGCACUUCAUCUGGUAAGGCAUAAAGCUUUUGCCUUUGCCGCGAAGCUGCCUUAUUGUCUUUUCCACUUUCCA